Epinephelus lanceolatus (giant grouper) is the source of this 4019-nucleotide messenger RNA. Its product is annotated as inositol polyphosphate-4-phosphatase type I A-like. The record is from RefSeq and is a predicted model, not a curated record. NCBI's taxonomy places the organism in Eukaryota, Metazoa, Chordata, Actinopteri, Perciformes, Serranidae. Gene Ontology annotation, molecular function: phosphatidylinositol-3,4-bisphosphate 4-phosphatase activity. Gene Ontology annotation, cellular component: cytoplasm.
GGAGGAGAGAUGGAAAGCAGGAGGAAGAGGAGAGGGCGAGGGCUGGCUGCAGUCUCUUUGCCUCGUGACGGCGUCUGCAGCGUGAGUUUGUUUACAUCCAUCGGCAGCAGACGUCCUCGGAUCUUCUGCUGCCCUGUCUGGAAGAUCAUCCUCACUGAACCUGGAUCAGCUCACUUCCUCUUCUCCUUCAUCCCAUCAGUAGACUAGAGGACGAACUGCUUUCUGGAGCAGCCGUGGAUCAACGCAGAAAGAGGGGCACCUCACAUGGGAGUGCGUGACCGUGUGUGUGAGGGUGUGUGUUCAGGCCUCCUGCCGUCGCCCGCUCUUCCCGGACAGGCAUGGCGGGGGUCCGAGAGCGCGGCUCCCGGAUACAGAGGCCGUGGUCUGUGUACCGGGCCAGCACGUUCGAGUUGUCCAGCGAGAUGAUCGGCUUGGCUCUCGCAGGAAACAGUCAGGACCCAGAUGAGCCUGUGCUUGAGUUCAGCGUCUCCUGCACAGACCUGCUGACUCCUGCUUUGGACCGAAAACCCAACAGCUUUGUAGCAGUGAGCUGCACGACACCACCGCAGGCCUUCUGGACCAAACACGCCCAGACGGAAGUCAUAGAGGGCACCAGUAACCCCAUCUUCCUCAGCAGCAUUGCCUUCUUCCAGGAGUCCAACAUCAACCAGCAGACGCAGGUGAAGCUGGCUGUCUAUGACGUCAAGGAUCGCUCGCAGGGCACGAUGUACAUGUUGGGCUCAGCACUUUUUCCUGUUAAGGAGUUGUUGCAAGAGAGGAGCCACAGAUUACAGCUCGAACUGAGAUCAGCAGAGAACGAGCGGGUGGGGAACAUCAUCAUCGCUGCGUGGCAGAUGGAGGAGAGAGCAGAUCAGAGGAUGUCGGUCGGCCGCUUGCCAGACAGCAUCAGCGGGCGGACGGUGCUGCCGGUUGACGAGAGCCUCACAGAGUCGAUGGGAGUCCGGAUCAAGUACGCCUCGCUAUGCAAAGACACGCUGCUGCGCUCAGUGUUUGGAGGCACGAUGUCCAGGAUGUACCGCUUCCCCACGACUGACGGGAACCACCUCCGAGUGCUGGAGCAAAUGGCUGAGAGCGUCCUCUCAUUAAACAUCCCCAGACAGUUUGUCAAGCUGCUGCUGGAGGAGGACGCGGCCAGGGUGUGUGAGCUGGAGGAGCUGGGAGAGUUAUCGCCCUGCUGGGAGAAUCUGCGGCGACAGAUUGUCUCUCAGUACCAGACCAUAAUACUCACAUACCAGGAAACACUGUCCGACCUCAACGACUACAGAGGUCCAUCGUUCAAAGCCAGCAACCUGAAGGCAGAGAGGAAGCUUGAGUUCAUGCCAACCAACCUACACGUUCAGAGGAUGAGGGUGCAGGAUGAGCUGGGCUUUGAACACACCUACGAUGUGAUAACAAUCGGAGCUCCGGCGGCUCACUGCCAGGGCUUUAAAAACAGCGGUUUGCGGAAACUGAUCCAGAAGUUUGAGGAGGCGAAGAAACACGUAUAUGAGGAGGAAUGCAGCGCCCUCUCCAGCUCGCAGUCCAUCGUCUACAUACCCCAGGACAUCGUCCGAGCCAAAGAGAUCAUCGCCCACAUCAACACGCUGAAGACUCAGGUCAGCUACUACGCUGAGAGGCUUUCCCGAGCCGCCAAGGACCGAUCUGCUAGCGGACUGGAGAGGACGCUCGCUAUCCUGGCUGAUAAGACUCGUCAGUUGGUGACGGUAUGCGACUGUAAGCUGCUGGCUUCAGCCAUCCAGGCCCUGAACGCAGCACGGCCUGAGUACAUCGCCUCCAAAGCGUCUCCCUCCGCCGAGUCAGAACAAGUAGUCCUACGGAAUGACCAGGACACGUUGCUCGCCAAGUGGAGCGGUUGCAACAGCCGAUCAUCGCUGCACGUAGACUGGCAUGAAGAGGAGUGGGAGAAGGUUUGGGUGAAUGUGGAUAAAUCUCUGGAGUGCAUCAUACAGCGUGUCGACAAGCUGCUUCAGAAGGAGAGGAGGCCCAGCCUCAGCAGUCAGGACGGGACCCUGACUGACCUCCUGGGCGGUGCCAGUAAGAAAGAUGAAGGAAAAAGAGCUUUCUGGAUCAACCCAGGGAGUUCAUCACAGGAAUCACCAUCAUUACCAUCCUCUUCAUCACCUCCACGAUCAUCCUCACCACCACCAUCCUCUUCCUCCAUGCCCGCCCUCUCCUCUGCACAAGAAUCCUAUGGAAGCCCCAGUGCUGAGGAGGCGUACCCAGGCGAGUGGAGCGAGGCGUUAUACCCUCUCCUCACCACGCUCACUGAGUGCGUCGCCAUGAUGAGCGAUAAGGCCAAAAAGUCCAUGGUGUUCCUGCUGAUGCAGGACAGCGCCCCGACGAUAGCCAUGGACCUGUCGCUGCAGUACCGCCGCGACGUUGUCUUCUGCCAGACACUCACUGCUCUCAUCUGCGGCUUCAUUAUCAAACUGAGGAACUGUCUCCGUGACAACGGAUUCCUCCGACAGCUCUACACCAUCGGCCUGCUGGCUCAGUUUGAGUCCCUGCUCAGCACCUACGGAGAGGAGCUGGCCAUGUUGGAGGACAUGAGUGUCGGCAUCAUGGAUCUCCGUAACGUCACCUUUAAGGUGACCCAGGCCACCGGCAGCUCCGCCCCCGAUAUGUUGCCGAUCAUCACAGGUAACCGUGACGGCUUCAACGUCCGCAUCCCGCUGCCGGGAACCAUGUUCGACGCGUUGCCGCGGGAGAUCCAGAGCGGCAUGCUGCUGAGGGUCCAGCCGGUGCACUUCAACGUCGGCAUCAACGAGCAGCAGACGCUGGCUGAGAAGUUUGGAGACACAUCCCUGCAGGAGAUCAUUAACUUGGAGAGUCUUUCCAGGCUGAAUUCAUACUACGAACAGUUCAAAGAAGUCCUGCCUGAAGACUGCCUCCCGAGGUCUCGUUCUCAGACUUGUCUCCCUGAGCUGCUGAGGUUUCUGGGGCAGAACGUCCACGCCAGGAAAAACAAGAACGUGGACAUCCUCUGGCAGGCAGCUGAGAUCUGCCGCCGGCUGAACGGGGUUCGUUUCACCAGCUGCAAAAGCGCCAAAGACCGCACGGCCAUGUCGGUGACCCUGGAGCAGUGCCUGAUCCUGCAGCACGAGCACGGCAUGGCGCCGCAGGUCUUCACGCAGGCCCUCGACUGUAUGCGCAGAAUUGGGACGAGGGAGGGGGUGAUCCAGAAGAACCUGAGCGGCUUGCUGCCGGUGCGCGACUUCCGGCUGGACCCCAGCCUCCUGUACUCGCUGCCGCUGCUGGCCUUCAGCCCCAACCUCCUGGUGGUGUGGAUCUUCCUCAGCGUGGCUUAUUUCCUGGCCAAACUCCGCUGCAGCUGAAAAGCAGCGAGCUGCUCCCUCUGUUCGGAGUGACUGUGGAGGGGUGGGAAUAAUCCACACUGACUCCCGAGGGUGUUUCUGAAACUGUGCCACUGUCCUGUGAGUCUGUGUGUAAAUCAUGCACACUGAUGCUGUACAGCAUGUACACACUGUCCUACCCUGACUAAGGGCUUUACACAACCGACCCCCCCACUUAUCAACGGCAAAACCCCGCCUCUUGUUUUUGUUUUGUUUAUGGACACCUGUUUGUUGUUCUUCCUUUUUUUCAAGCUUCCAAAACACGUGGUGGGCAAGCCUGGAAAAAUAUCAGCACAGAUGUUAAGGUUUACUUUUUGAGGCUCCACAUGAAGUUUAGACCGCACUCGAUGUCCACACUAAGCCUGCUACACCUGAAAACAGAUGUACAUGUGUGAUCCACGCUAAUGUUUUCAGAACGAUCUCUAGCCACACCGAAAUCAGUGUUUCCCAAACUUCUCCAGGAGGGCGUUGAUCCUAUGUUCUCCAGGUCCACUGUGGAGGUAUCACUGACUGCUGUAACAUGCACAAAAUAUUCCAGUUCCUGCCAUUAUUCUGGAAAAGACUGUAACCUACUAAGCUGUUUACAUGGCGAACGGAAAAUUUCCAAGAUGAAUAUCCGAUGAUCAAAGUAGUCGGCAUUGAUAU